AUGGAUAAUGAGGUAUCCAGUUCUCGUAAGAAAAAGAAUGACAAGGUUGAUUCGUCAAAACAUAGGCGAAUUUGGAGCUCACGUGAAGAGGAUGCUCUAAUUUCAGCAUUGGUGUCCAUUGUUAAUGAAGGAAUGAAAGUUGAUAAUGCUUUUAAGGCGGGCUAUCUUGCUAGACUGGAAACUAAAUUGGCGGAUAUAUUACCUAGGACAGAUUUACGUGGUUGUCCCCAUAUUGAAUCAAAAAUUAAAUUAUGGAAGAAGCACUAUAAUUCUGUGUCCGGUAUGCUUGCUACUAGUGGGUUUGGAUGGAAUGACACUGAAAAAAGAAUCGAUGUGGAGAGUGAUAGUGUAUGGGAGGCAUAUGUUCGGAGGGACACCGAUGCAAAACACUUGAGAAACAAAAUUUUCCCAUAUUUCGAUGAAUGGAUCCAAAUAUGUGGUAAGGACCGAGCUACAGGGGAGUUUGAUGAAGGGCCUGUUGAUGCAAUUAAGGCUAUGAAUGCUGAGGAAGAUGUGUUGUUGCAUGGCCUUGCAGAUAAUGACACUUUUUUGGAACAAAUGGGAUUAAAUAGUCAGACUGGUGAAGCAAUGGACUAUUCAAACUUAGCAACUCAACGGCCUUCUGAUGGUUCUACCAAAAAGAAAGACAAGAAAAGACCUAGAGCCAAUGAUGAAGUAGUUGUCCUUACUACAAUAUAA
Molecule: messenger RNA, 699 nt
Organism: Camellia sinensis
Lineage: Eukaryota; Viridiplantae; Streptophyta; Magnoliopsida; Ericales; Theaceae
Source: RefSeq, a predicted model, not a curated record